GGAAUCCAGUCCGGGUGUCGCACGUCGAUGACGCAGUAACAGGCCAGUAACAGCAGUUAGCUAUUUUGACAUCGUAACUGCGUUUUAACCACCGACUGACUUCAAAACGCAGGAGAUGUCCUCUUUGUGUGGCCCCAGCAGCAGCUGCCAAGAUGCAGAUCAAGCGGCAGCAGAGAAACAAGAGAAGGAGCAUCCUCGGGUUCUCAUCCCCGAGCUGUGCCGGCUCUUCUACCAGCUGGGAUGGGUGACGGGGACGGGCGGAGGCAUCAGUCUAAGACGAGGAGACCAGAUCUACGUCGCACCGUCGGGCGUCCAGAAAGAGCGAAUACAGCCAGAGGACAUGUUCGUGUGUGACAUGGCGGAGAGGGACAUCAGCUGUCCACCCGCCUGGAAGAACCUAAGGAAGAGCCAGUGCACGCCGCUCUUCAUGAACGCCUACACUAUGCGAGGGGCACAGGCAGUCAUACACACCCACUCCAAGGCUGCUGUCAUGGCAACGCUGCUGUAUCCUGGCAAAGAGUUCACGAUUACACACCAGGAGAUGAUCAAGGGGAUUCGUAAAGACUGCUCGGGCACCAACUACCGAUACGACGAGAGCCUCGUCGUGCCGAUUAUCGAAAACACGCCGGAGGAGAGGGACCUGACGUUCCGGAUGAUCCGAGCUAUGGAGGAAUACCCCGAGUCGUGCGCCGUCCUCGUGCGCCGCCACGGCGUCUACGUCUGGGGGGAGUCGUGGGAAAAAGCCAAGACCAUGUGCGAAUGCUUCGACUACCUGUUCGACAUCGCCGUGCAGAUGAAGCAGUGCGGGCUGGACCCCUCGGCCCGGCCCACAGAAGAACGGGGAAUAGUUUGACAUUCACCGCGGCUUUUUUUCUCCAAGACGGACGUGUUGCGGAAAGGUCAGCGGCGUCGGAUGCAGGAGAGCGAGUUGUAAUCCUUUGUCUCUCUCUCUCUCUCUCUCCCGGGGCGCCGCUUCACAUUUGAUGAGAUUUGACUGAGGGGAGAAGGGGGGCGGUUUCGGGGUCUGCGGGGAUCGAACGCCUGUGAGCUGCGAGCACCUGGAGGGGACGGGACGCGAGAAAAAAACACGUCGGGACAACUCUGUAAGGAGACGGCCGUCUGGUUCGAAUGCUUCCCGUUGGAUGACUCGUGCAGCUCGAUUGAUCCGAACGGGGAUAAACGCCUUCAAAUAAAUAAAAAAAAUCAAUCAAAUGCCAA
Gasterosteus aculeatus aculeatus (three-spined stickleback) is the source of this 1218-nucleotide messenger RNA. It is a transcript of the gene apip, whose product is annotated as APAF1 interacting protein. Gene Ontology annotation, cellular component: cytoplasm. Gene Ontology annotation, molecular function: methylthioribulose 1-phosphate dehydratase activity; metal ion binding. The record is from RefSeq and is a predicted model, not a curated record. Lineage: Eukaryota; Metazoa; Chordata; Actinopteri; Perciformes; Gasterosteidae.